Molecule: messenger RNA, 4548 nt
Organism: Atta colombica
Lineage: Eukaryota; Metazoa; Arthropoda; Insecta; Hymenoptera; Formicidae
Product: intron-binding protein aquarius
Exons: 15
Coding region: 1-4359 (1452 amino acids)
Biological process (GO): mRNA splicing, via spliceosome
Cellular component (GO): catalytic step 2 spliceosome
Molecular function (GO): helicase activity; mRNA binding
Source: RefSeq, a predicted model, not a curated record
AUGGAGAACGCAUCGCCUAUCAAAAGCAACAAUCCUGCUCCUACAGUAGAGCAAAUCAACGCGGACAGGAUUACCCAGCUUGCGAAUAAAUACUGGGCACCACACACUACAAACACGCAUCUGGCGUUCAACUCGCAAGUAGUAGAUGACAUUUACGUGCAGGAAAUAUGUGCGUCCAAGUUUUCUGUCCGGAGGAUAAUGAUGCUAGAGUUCAGCCAGUACUUGGAGAAUUUUCUCUGGUCAAAUUACAAGGCGGAGAGUGCCACGCGGGAGCACACUAUGUCUAUCGUUGUCAUGGUGAAUGAAAAGUUUAGGGAGCGAGUGCAAGUAUGGGAGGCGUUCGAAAAGAAUCCGGCAGAGUUUGCCGGAUUUUUUCAAAAUGUUCUCGAAGCGUGCUUGGAAGAAAGUAUAAUGGACUUCAAUCUGAAGGAACAGACGGCGUUGAUAGUAUUCUUGAAUCAUUGCUUCAAUUCCAUGGAAGUAUCUUUGGUUCGAGAAGAAGCCAAAAGGCUGGUGUCACUAUCCAUGUGGAUCUCUUUGCAACAAGGCAGACGAGAACUCGAAUUCAGAAAGUAUCCAAAAUGGAGGAAAUAUUGGAAAAUUAUAAGGAAAAAAGAUAAUCUCGAGCAUAAAGAAAAACUCGAAUGGGAACGUAAAUUCUUGCACAAACUUAUGAUAAAAUUUAUGACGAUAUUAGAAACGAUUCCUGCAGAAGGACCUGUACUUCCGGACAAAGUGCGUUACUGCGAGAGAUUUUUGGAACUGGUCAUCGACCUCGAAGCUUUACUUCCUACCAGACGUUUCUUCAAUACUGUCAUGGAUGACAAUCAUCUGGUGGUGCGUUGCCAGUUAUCUAAUCUGCUGCAUCGUCCAGAGGGAAGUUUGUUCGGACAACUUUUAGAAAUGCUCAAGUUCUAUGCCCGUUUCGAGAUCAGCGAGGAGACUGGCAAUCCCUUGACGGAUCACGACAUGACGGAGUUGCAUUACACUAAAAUUACGUCUUUACAGAAUGCAGUUUUUGCGAAAUUUCCGGAUCUAAGAAGCUUCGCAUUGGCCAAUGUAGCCAGUGUCGACGUCAGAGAUGCUUUAUAUAAACAUUUUGGUUCACUCAGUCAAGAAAAAUUGAGAUCUAUCGCUAGUUACUUGAAUUUAGUACCGCCCACGGAGCGAGAAAAAGAUGAGAAUUGGUAUCGCCUGGAUAUAGACUUUUUACGUGAAUUGCUGAUAUCGCGACACGAGCGUAGGCCAUCGCAGCUUGAAGAGCUGAAUGAGAUGCCCCUUUAUCCGACCGAGGAUAUCAUAUGGAACGAGAGCAUCGUCCCGACUGAAUAUUUUUCUGGCGAGGGCUGUCUGGCUUUGCCAAAAUUGAACUUGCAGUUCCUUACGUUGCAUGAUUAUCUUCUACGAAACUUCAAUUUAUUCCGUUUAGAAUCUACAUACGAGAUACGACAAGACAUUGAGGAUGCCGUAAGCAGACUGAGUCCUUGGCGGGCAGAGGACGGUGGUGUCUACUUUGGUGGAUGGGCUAGAAUGGCACAACCUAUUACGCAAUUUGCGGUGGUCGAAGUGGCUAAACCUAAUGUCGGCGAGAACAGACCAUCAAGAGUUCGUGCCGAUGUGACCAUAAAUCUUAGCGUUCGUAAGGAAAUUAAAUCCGAAUGGGAAAAUCUUCGUAAGCACGACGUGUGCUUUCUUAUCACAGUUAAGCCGCCGAAUCCUAUCGGCACUAAAUACAGUCAUAAACUUCCCUUCGUGCCACAAGUGGGUCUAACGACGGUGCGAGGAUGCGAAGUCGAAGGUAUGCUCGACUCGAAUGGCAGAGUGAUAGAGGAUGGCCCUGAACCGAGGCCGAUUUUGCCGGGCGAUUCGCGCACUUAUAGAGUGUGGCUAGAUUGUAAUCAAUAUCGAAUCGAUAUGGACAACGCUAGUCAUGGUGGCGAAGACGUAUACGAGGGAUUUAAUAUCAUAAUGAGGCGUAAACCUAAGGAGAACAACUUCAAAGCUGUGUUAGAGACUAUAAGGGAGCUCAUGAAUACUGAAUGCGUUGUGCCCGAUUGGUUGCACGACAUAAUCCUCGGAUACGGCGAUCCAGGUGCAGCAUGCUAUUCUAGAAUGCCAGAUGAAAUUGCAACGAUAGACUUCAACGAUACGUUUCUCGAUAUCGAUCAUCUACGAGCCAGUUUUCCUCAGUACGAGAUCAAAACGAAUCCGGAGGACGAAGGAAAUCUGGUGCGGCCAUUCCAGUUAAUUUUCGAAGAUGUCCUUGCAAAGCACAACAAUGAUCCGAUGAAGAAGAUUAUUAUAGUUAAACCACACGUGCCGCCCAGUAGAGGGCCAUACAGAGCGAACGAACCGAAAAAAAAUCAGAUUCCCUUUACGCCAACGCAAGUCGAAGCUAUACGAGCUGGAAUGCAGCCAGGUCUGACGCUGGUCGUCGGUCCGCCUGGUACCGGCAAAACGGAUGUCGCUGUACAGAUUAUCUCGAAUCUAUAUCACAAUUUUCCCUAUCAAAGGACGCUGAUCGUAACACAUUCCAAUCAAGCGCUUAAUCAAUUGUUCGAGAAGAUAAUGGCUCUCGAUAUCGACGAACGGCAUCUGCUGCGUCUCGGUCACGGAGAGGAGGCUUUGGAGACGGAAAAGGAUUUCAGUCGCUACGGUAGAGUCAAUUACGUUCUUGCCAAACGUUUAGAUUUGCUCUUGGAAGUUCAAAGAUUACAGGAAUCUUUGAAUGUAAAAGGCGAUGUCGCGUAUACAUGCGAAACGGCGGGUUACUUCUUUAUGUAUCAAGUGUCCACGAGAUGGAACCGGUUUCAGGCCAGAGUCAAACAAAGACAGCACACAAGUGAGAAAUCUGAUUUAUCUUCCAUAAUUGAUGAGGAGUUCCCUUUCCACAAGUUCUUCGACAAUGCCCCGCAACCACUUUUCAAACGAAAUUCGUACGAGGAAGACCUCAAGAUUGCGUGCAGUUGUUUUAGAUACAUUGAGAGGAUAUUCACGCAAUUAGAUGAGUUUCGCGCUUUCGAAUUACUGCGAUCGGGUCUCGACAGAUCGAAAUAUUUACUCGUGAAGGAGGCCAAAGUAAUUGCUAUGACCUGUACGCAUGCAGCGCUUAAACGUCGUGAACUUGUCGACAUGGGUUUCAAAUACGACAAUAUCCUCAUGGAGGAGUCCGCGCAGAUUUUGGAAAUAGAAACUUUCAUACCAUUGUUAUUACAAAAUCCUCAAGAUGGAUAUAAUCGUCUAAAACGUUGGAUAAUGAUCGGGGAUCAUCAUCAACUGCCACCGGUCAUCAAGAACAUGGCCUUUCAGAAAUACUCGAAUAUGGAACAAUCACUAUUCGCGAGAUUCGUAAGAUUGGGCGUACCCACCGUCGAUCUCGACGGCCAAGGUCGCGCCAGACCUAGCAUUUGUAAUCUCUACAAUUGGAGGUAUAAGAAACUGGGUAAUUUGGCGCACGUAGAACGAAGUCCUGAAUAUCUGGUAGCAAACGCCGGUUUCCUAUACGAUUUCCAACUAGUGAACGUCGAAGACUUCAACGGCGUUGGCGAGAGUGAGCCUAGUGCCUACUUCUAUCAGAAUCUCGCUGAAGCCGAAUAUUGCGUCGCGGUGUUCAUGUACAUGCGCCUGCUAGGGUAUCCGGCGGACAAGAUCAGUAUCCUGACUACGUAUAACGGACAGAAGCAUCUAAUAAGGGAUGUAAUAAACAUUCGGUGCGCAAACAAUCCUCUGAUAGGCCGGCCGAAUAAAGUAACAACUGUCGACAAGUACCAGGGUCAGCAAAACGAUUAUAUUUUGCUCUCUCUGGUUAAGACGCGCGCAGUUGGUCAUCUGAGGGACGCUAGGCGUUUAGUAGUAGCAAUGUCUCGUGCUCGUCUCGGUCUCUAUGUCUUCGCUCGCGUAUCCCUCUUCAAGAACUGUUUCGAAUUGACACCAGCGUUCAACCAAUUGAUGCAGAGACCGUUGAAACUACAAUUAUUGCCACAGGAACUCUAUCCCACCGAGCGACCGAACGAUGCUGUGUCCUCAACUGUCCCGAUGGAAAUCGAGGAUAUGCCGCAUAUGGCUAAGUUUGUUUACGAUUAUUACAUGGAGAAAGUCAGCGGAAUGAAGGAGUCGCAAAAGAUGUGGCAGAAACCGGGAAUCAUGCAGACAAUGGGCAGUCCGACGCAUAAGGUUUCCGUUCAUCCAGGUGCCGAUGAUGAUACUGACGACGAAGAGGAACUCAAUCAAGAUAUCUCUGAAAUGAAAUCCAAGGAAGAAUCCAAAGAAGAAUCUAAGGAAGAAAUGGCGGGAAAUAAAUACGAACCUAUAAAGAAUUUGGUCGAAGAUCCUCCAAGCGAGGCCGAAGACGACCGUUAAGUGGCUCUAUGUAUCUAUGCACAAGAUUGAUACAAGAGACAUUAGGAAAUUGGCAUUUCGGAAGUAGAAUAACCAAUUUUAUAGCAUGGAAAUAAGACAGCUAUUCGCGCCAAGUUCCAAGCUAUUGUAAACGACAUUUGUUAAUAAUCAAUUCAUCGAUAUCAUUAUACUUAGCAAGAAUAGGUAUUU